Messenger RNA from Python bivittatus (Burmese python), 345 nucleotides. NCBI's taxonomy places the organism in Eukaryota, Metazoa, Chordata, Lepidosauria, Squamata, Pythonidae. The record is from RefSeq and is a predicted model, not a curated record.
UGGCUCGUGCAGGACACCAUGGUUUUUGUCAAUCUCCAUUCUGCACAUUUUGAUGAAUCUCAGUGGAAGUUCCCAGACGAAUUCAGCCCCUCCAACUUCCUGAAUGAAAAGGGAGAGUUUGUGAAGCUGGAAGCCUUUUUGGCAUUUUCAGCAGGACCAAGAGUCUGCGUAGGGGAAAACCUGGCCCGGGUGGAGCUCUUCCUCUUCUUCACCAGCAUUCUCAGAAACUUCCAGUUGUCGUGGCCAGAUAAAUCACAAGCACCAGAUUUUACACCACGCUUAGGGAUUACACAAUCCCCAUCUCGUUUUAAGGUAUUGCUGAAAUGUCGCCAGCCAAGUGAAUAG